CUUUAGGUCAUGCUUCGGAGUCAAAAACCUCGGUUUUACGCACAAAAGAGCUGAUCCAGUUUUAGACAGUUGGAAAUACGAGACUGGAUCAAGAUAGGUCCAGUUUAGGGCGGAGGUGAUCCACUAUUAUGGUACUUGAUCCGGUUUUGGGCGCUCUACGGUACCUAGUCAAGGACUUGGGACCAAGUUGUUCUUUGAGAGCAGCUCAUGAGGCCAAGGCCGCCCUUAUGGCGUACAUAAAGGAUGGUCAGGUGGUGGACCGCCCCCCCUGGAGGCUGGGGGCCAUCCUGGAUUUCUUCUGGGCAAUUGUGAAUGGCAUCGCCUUCUUCUUGUCGACGAUGUUUGGGGAUGAGACUUCAAAGCCAGCCUCUGGAAAAGGAGGCAAUGCAUGUCGGGCGGGCGGGGGGGUCGGCGGGGGGUCGGGGUUGGGGGGACGGACGAGCGUCGAGUCGGACGGGCGGGGGCGGGCGGGGGNGGGGGUGGGGNGGCGGGGGUGGGGGGGAGGAGGAGGACGGCCGCCGCCACCUCCGGGGGGCAGCGGCUCAAAGCCCAUAAACGGUCUUGAGCGGGUCAGGGGCAUUGAUCACUGUGCUAGUGCUCCUGGUGGCGCCUGAGGUCGGUAAGGCACCUGCUAUCUUGGAUCUCCGUCUUGCACAUCUUGGGUAAGAUGGAGGUUCUGGCAGGUGCCGCGACCCGAAGAUCUUCAAAGUGGAUCAAAGAGAUGGGGCGGAUACCUGUGCGCUUAUACAGUCGCACAUGAGUAUCCAAUGGGUCCAAGUCAUCAUGAAGCAGCUCCAGCAAAUCCUGCACAUAGUCAGGCCUGGAAGCAGCUGAUCCCGACUUGACCUGCCCAUGCUUUGGUCGCAAGUGAGUGGGAUUUGACGAGGGGAAAGUGGAUGUUUUCGUUAUUUUCUCAAGCACGGAAGAAUAGAAACUCGUAGCUAUGGGGGGAGUUGAAUCGGGGGUUUGUCUGUACAGUAGGUGCUCGAUGCCAACUAUGUUUUUGAGAGGCAUUGAGUGUUGUGGUUACCCUUACAUAUGGUCUGUAUCCCGUUCGUUUUCUUCAAACGAUCGAUCCAGAAAUGAACACUCAAACCGAACUUGAGUUGAGAUUAUGCAUAUGCUAUCUCAUCUUGAAAAACCCUAGGUGCCAAGGGGUGUCACUGUCAGCUAUAGAUCGAGUUAGCUUAUGUGUGAUGCACAUCAUCUGCAAGGAGCUCGCCAUAAGGUGCAUGAGAAGAGCUCAAGCCAGGAUCUAUCCAAUUGUUGAAGGAUCAGCCAAGUUCAUACUCUGAGAAGUCAGCUGGCAGGCCCAAUGUUUAUAACGUAAGUCAUAUGUCC
Molecule: messenger RNA, 1341 nt
Organism: Klebsormidium nitens
Lineage: Eukaryota; Viridiplantae; Streptophyta; Klebsormidiophyceae; Klebsormidiales; Klebsormidiaceae
Source: the annotation of a GenBank genome assembly